Molecule: messenger RNA, 11099 nt
Organism: Closterium sp. Naga37s-1
Lineage: Eukaryota; Viridiplantae; Streptophyta; Zygnematophyceae; Desmidiales; Closteriaceae
Source: the annotation of a GenBank genome assembly
AUGAAUCUUCCCGCGCCGGAAGCGGCGGAGGAAGAUCGCGCGGGAGGCUUCUCCGCGCAUCCGCUUCCGCAGGGAGUUUCCGCCGCUCCGCCAGCCAGUUCCGCGCAGCCUAUCAUGGCCAAUGCGUCAUCCACGCAAACUGCGCUCGCGCAGGCGCCGUUCCCCGCGCAGCCUCCCCCGUCCGCCGUUGCGCCGUAUGCUGUUCGACCGUCCGCGUAUCCCGCAUCAGCAGCCACCCCGCUGCUUUCCAUCCCCGCAUCCUUUCCGUCCGCUUACGGUGCGCAAUCCGCUUCCGCCGGUUCCGCUCUCCCCCUAUCUGCUAACCUAGUUCGUUCCCCACAACCCCCUUUCCCCCUUGCUUUCCCCUCUACCUCCGCUCCGCUUAGCUCCGCGCCUUCCCCCUUCCCCAUGCAUUCUGGCUUCCCCCCCGCCUUUCAGCAAGCGGGAACGCUGGUGCCGAGCCAAGCGCCGAACCAGCUGCCAAGCCAGCCCAUGGCUCGGCCGCAUUAUGCCCCUGUGGUAGGCCAAUCAGGGCAGUCCACGUCAGCAGGACAGUCCACGGCGAUACCUCUGCUAGGCCAAGGAUUGGUUCCUCUUCCUUUUCCGAGCACUGUAGCAGCCGGCACUGUAACGCACAGUGCUGUAGCACCGGUCGUAGCUGCUCCUACCUCUGCUGCUACAACUGGUCUUCUCUGCAUGCCCUCUGCUGCACCAGCAGCAGCACCACCACCAGCAGCAGCUGCGAGCAAGCCAGCAGCAGCGUUUGCAGGGCUGGAUCUAAACGCCUGUCCAGAUGAUGCCACUUCCCUCUCCUCGCCCACCUCCCUCACUGCACCCGCUGCUGCCAGUGCGGAUGCACCUGCUGCUACAGCUGCCGCCACAGGCCCUGCUGUUACAGCCGGUCCUGCUGCGGCCGUUCCGCAAACGUCUCCUGGGUUUGCACCUGGGAUGGGGGGAGGGGUGCGAGGUCCCAUGGGGCUGGUGCUGCCGCCUCAGUACAACGUUCCCCCCUUGGGAACUGGCGCUCACUAUAGCAAUGCUAUGGCAGCAGCAACAGCAGCAGCAGCAGCAGCAGCGCCCAUGACAGGAGCACCACAGUACAGCGUUCCAAUGGGCCCAGGCGUGCCUGUGACUGCGCCCCAUCCCAUGGCCUCCCAAUUCGCUCCACCACCCCAUACCGCCCCCCACGUGCCUUCACCACUCCUUACCACGCCCCACGUGCCUGCACCACUCCAUACCACGAGUCACUCAGCUGCGGCACACUCACACGCUCACCACAUCCGCUCAGGCCCGCCCCAUCUGCUCUCCAUGCCGCCCGCACUGCAUGCUGUGCCGCCCGUGACUGCCGCCCUUGCUCCCCCUGCCACCCUUGCUCCACCUGCUGCCCCUGCUGCUGCUCCCGCUGCUGUUCAAUCCGCAGCCACUGCUGGUGCUGGUGGCGGAAGCAGCGGUGGUGGUGGUGGUGCUGCUGCUGCUAGUGGUGGUGGUGGUGCUGCUAGUGGCGGUGGCGGUGGUUUCGGGUUUGAGUUGGAUCUGAACGCGCCAUUGGACGAGGAUGAAGGUGAUGCUCAAGGUCAGAAUGACGGCCAAUUUGAUGGUCAGCUUGACGCUCAGUUUGAUGCUAAAGCACGGGGUGAAGCGGAGGAUGAAAGAAAAGUAAAAAUUGGACGUGAACGUGUAGAUGGUGGAGCUGACUCAGCGCAAGGUGGUGCUGACUCAGCGCGAGGUGGUGCUGACUCAGUGCGAAGCGGUGCUGACUCAGGCCGGGACCACAGCACGGUCACUGAUGCGAGCGGUGCUGCUCUGAGUGGUGGGGGCGAGAGAGGGGUGGGAGGAGGAGGAGGGAAGGUGGAAGACGAGGGUGGGGCAGAGGGGAAGGGCGUGGGGAAGGGCGUGGGGAAGGGCGUGGGGAAGGAAUCAAGUAGUCCUAGGAGGGAUUUCCUGCACGAUCUCAAUAUGACUCAGGAGGAGGGGGAGGUGGGGCAGGAGGAAGGCGAGAUGGCGCAGGAAGAGGGGCAGGCGGGGUUGGAAGAGGGGCAGGCGGGGUUGGAAGAGGGGCAGGCGGGGUUGGAAGAGGGGCAGGCGGGGUUGGAAGAGGGGCAGGCGGGGUUGGAAGAGGGGCAGGCGGGGUUGGAAGAGGGGCAGGCGGGGUUGGAAGAGGGGCAGGCGGGGUUGGAAGAGGGCAGCGAGAGAGGGAUGGCGGGUGGGCAGGGAAGGGGAGAUGAUGGGAGAAGGAAGGGGUUUAUGGUAGAUAUGAAUAUGGCUCUGGAUGGGGGGGAGGGUGGGGAGGAAGGGAGUGUGGGGGGAGUGGCAGGGAGUGAGGGGGUGGAGAGUGAGGGUAUGGAGAGUGAGAAGGUGGAGAGUGUGGGGGUACCUGGUGGAAAUGAAGGAGGGGACUGGGAAGUUAGGGCAGAUAAUGCAGAGGCAGGGGUUAAUGUGGGGCUACAGGGGGGGUUUUCACAGGGGGCAGCAGAUGUAGGCAUGAAGGGAGACAAGCAGGGGGACACGGAAGGGGAAAAGCAGGGAGGUGCAGAGGGGGACGCAGGGGCAAUCAGAGGGGCGGUGCUUGUGGCAGGGAGAGACAGGCAGGGGAAUGCAGAAGGGGUAAAGCAGGGAGGGACAGAAGGGGAGGAGGGAGACGCAGUUGCAAGUGCGGAGGUUGGGGGAGGGAAGAGGUCGAAGAGAGGCGCAGGAGAGGGGGAAACGGGGGGUAGGGAGGGGAGAGAGGGGAAGGAGAAGGGGAAGAGGAGGAGGAAGGAGGGGCGAUUGGCAACAGUGCCAGGGGAAGCUGGUACUGGCGGUGGUAGGGAGGCAGGUGGUAGGGACGUUGCUGGAAAGGGGACUGAUACUGAUGGUGGGAAGACGGGAGUGCGAGGAGAGGGAGGGGCAGGGGUAACCGGUGGUGUGGGUGGUGUGCCAGGAGCAGGAGUGGGAGGAGUGUCAUGCCACAACAUUGCGGGGGGCUUCUUUAACGAGGUGACUUUUGAGUUGACUCAAGAGCCACCCCGUUACGCCACUCUGUCAUGUUACACCAUUACAUGGAGCUUCUUCAACUUCCCCUUCACGAUCUUCCUUCCACCCUGCAGCUGCUUUUCCUUCUUGCUUCUUCCCAUCUCUCCCCAUCUCUCCCCACAUCUUCCCACCUCUCUCCACGUCUUCCCACCUCUUCACAUGUCCUUCCCACCACUCCCCACCCCCUCAGGGCUGGACCUGCACGAUCUAGUCUGGACUCGACCUGCUCGACCUGGGCUGGACCUGCACGAUCUAGUCUGGUCGGCCCACGCUCACAGCGACCUGCCUUCUCUCGACGCGCUGCUCGCCCAGACCAUCGCUCUGUGCCAUCGCCACAUGGCCUUCCACCUCAUCUCCCCUCCCCUCUUCCCUUCCCCCCAGGACUCGACCUGCUCGACCUGGUAUGGUCGGCCCACGCUCGAAACGACCUGCCUUCUCUCGACGCCCUGCUCGCCCAGACCAUCGCCCUGGCUCGAUCUCCUUGACCUGGUCUGGUCGGCCCAUGCUCGAAACGAUCAAUCUUCUCUCGACGCCCUUCUCGCCCAGACCAUCGCCCUCUGUCAUCGCUACAUGGCCUUCCACGCCGCUGCUGUCACUGCUGGCCCCUCCUCGCUCUCCCUCGCACACGCCUCCCCCGCCGCCACCGCUGCUGCGCUUGCAUCGGCCCGCUACCACUACUGCUCGCUCGCGUUUGUUUCCAAAAAGAUUCCCGAAGCCUUUGGUCUGCGGCGCACCAGAGAGGCCUAUCUCAGCGAUGCCUUGUGGCCCACGUCACUGGGUGGACCUGGAUACAUGCAGGGACUUUGUCUCUGCCGUCUCUGCCUGCCUCACUCCCUUGUUAGCAGCAUCUCAAAACCCCUGUCCCCCUGCCUGCCCUUCUUUCCCCUAUCCUCUCAGGCCUAUCUCAGCGAUGCGUGUGGCCCACGGCACUGGGUGGACCUGGAUACAUGCAGGGACUUCGCCUAUCUCAGCGAUGCCUGUGGCCCGCGGCACUGGGUAGACCUGGACACCUGCAGGGACUUUGUCUCGGCCAUCUCUGCCUGCCUGCCUCACUCCCUCGUCGCUCCCCCGCCUGCCCUGCUCCGCCCUCCUGCUGCCGCCCCACCUGCUGCUGCUGCUCGUGCUGCCACUGCUGCUGGUCCUGGUGGUGGUGCUGCUUCUAGGAUUUCGGCUGCAGCAGCAUCAGCGUCUGCUGCAGCUGAUUCGGCAGACUCCGGGGGGAGAGGGGUGAAGGGGAGGGCAGGAGCAGGGGGCCCUCCUCGCUCCCCUGCUGUCAGCACCAGCAGCGUUGGCGGGGGGAGCGUGAGCGGUGGUGCUGCUGCGAAGAAAGGGGCGUCAGACACUGCCACGUCAUCAGAGAGGCUCGGAAGCGCCGGCCUGGAUCGGUUUGGAGGUUCGGAAACCGAAGCUGAGAUAGAGCGGCUGUUUGUGGGCAGCAUUCAGCGGAUGGUCAGCUCCGGCAGCAGCCGGGAGAAUCCAAGGCACCUCAUCAGGCUGCUGGUGCUGGGUGCGGGAUACCCUCUAGUGAGAGUGCAAGCGGCCUCUCUCCUCCCACCCUGGCUCUCCUCCACUGUGCACGCCCGCUCUGCCCGCCUGCUGCUGGAGCGAGUGAUAGCUCUCACACGUGGCACCACCGCUGCUGACUGGCGCACAUUAGAGCACCUGCUGAGCAUCAAGGCAAAGGGGUCGCAGCACGGGAGGCAGCACAUUGCCGAUGGAGAUAGUGGCUUAAAUCACCUUCUGCUGUGGGAGAUUCGAAAGGAGUCACCCCACCACAUGCGAGUGCUGGCAGCAGCAGUCAGGGCCAUGGCUGGGGGAGAAGGGGAGGGCACGAAGAUUGCUUCAUGUACCUCACAUGCCACUCCGUCUGCUCCCUCUCUCAUCCCUCCCAGACCCUUCUGCUGUGGGAGGAGUUCUCAGUGGAUCCGACACUCAACCCGCACCUCCCAUCCCUCUUGUCUCAAGAAUCCCUUCCCUCACGAGUUCUCAGUGGAUCCAACGCUCAACCCGCACCUCCCAGCCCUCGCAACCAAGCUCCUGCGUGCUCUCGCUGGUCUCAUAAAGCCCCUCCACCUGUGUCGCCAGCUCUUCCACCCCUUGCCACUCGCAGCCUCAGCGCUGCCAGAGAGCCACCUCGUGCCGGCUUACUGUCGCCUUGCAUCGCUCACCGAGGCAGUGACCUGGUGUGCCACAGUGGUGGCAGCAGACUGCAGCAUCCUCUGCCCCUCGCACCUGCCCUCUGCACCUGCCGCUCAGAAGCAGCAGCAACAGCAAGGAGUGAAGCAGGAAGAAGGAGAGGCAGUAGGAGCAGGGGCAGGGGCAAGGGAAGGGGCGAUGGGUACGAGUCAAAUGGUUGCGGAGGGCAUGGGUGUGUCCAUCUUCGAUCUGCUGCGCUGUGUGCUCUUCUUUGACCCCAUCCCGGAAACUUCGUGGAAAGCGCCCAAGAGAGAGGAGGGCAGUGCAGGGCCAAGGGAUGGUGGAGAGGAAGGGGGGACGGUUGGUGGAGGGGACGUGGAGGAAACGGAGGAGGAGGAGGGGGUGAGAGUGGUGGAGACGUGGGGAUUGCCAGUGCUGGAAGAAACUCUAGCGCGAGUCAUCCUGUUGGGAAUAUCUUCCCCAGGCCCGGGUCAAGAUGCGGCCAUGCAAAUGCUGCUGCACUUGCUGGUGCGAGCUGCUACAGUGCCCUCCCUCUGGGCGGGAAGGCUUGUCGUUUCUGGCCCUCAGCUCUCAGCAGCGAUUUUCAAGCUUGCAUCAGUGGUCCUCCCACGGCCUCUCCUCGCCCUCCACCCCCCACCACCCAAGCUGCUCGCUGCUCGCCGCUUCUGGCAGGCCUGCUGUGCCGCCGUCCUCAUCACUGCCCUCUCCGCCUCGCCCCCCUCCCCGCCCUCUCCUCUGCCUCCCUCUCAUCACCCUUCCUCUGCUCCUCCUCCUCCUGCUGCGCCCUCUUCAAGUGGCGGCAGUGGCACUGGUGGCUGCUUCCCAUCGUGCCAGUCACCAACGGUGCAGCGCAUGCUCGAAGCACUCUUCAUGCACCAUGUGCCAUCUGUCACCGAAUCACAGCAUGCCACGUGGCAGAGGCAAGCCGAGCAGGACACCCAGGCCUCAGCCCUCCUGCGUCGUCUGCUCUCCUCCUCCCCACCGCCUCCCAUCAAGCAAGAAUGGCACGAAACUGCUGGUCUGGGAUCAGGCGCAGCAGCAGCAGGGGAAGCAGAGGGUGGGGGCAACAGGGCGGGGGCAGCAGCAGCAACAGGAGGCUUGGCGGAGGUGCCUGCAUGGCUGGAGGCGGAGAUGGGGGAGGAGCUGCUGCUGCAGGAGGGGGAGGGGGAGGGGGAGGGCGCGGGGGAACGGGGAAGCGGGAGGCAGGGAGAGGCAGGGGAAAGAAGGCUCAGGGCCGGUUCGCUCUCUUUCCCUCCACCCUGCCACCCCUACCAGGGUGGAGUGGCGGCCUCCUGGUCAUGGCUGCACGGCUUCCUCUCGAGCAACCCGGCAGUGGUGGCUCAUCUGGCCCCCACCAAUCAGUGCGCCAUACUCUACCAGCAGUGGCGCUGGGAGGAUGCGUCCCUUCCCCACUCCGCCCCUCCGCCUCUCUCCCCCUCCCACACGCGAAGCACGGUACAGUUGCUGCAAGCCGCUGUUGCGAGGGAGGUGAGGGAAAGAGGAAAGGCCGAUGGGGCAAUACACGAAGGGGGGAGAGAGAGAGCCGAGGCAGAGGAGGCAGCAGGAGGAAGAGCCGGGGGGGGUGAAUCAACCAAGGGAGGUGCAGUGGUGGGUAUCGUGGGGUUGCUUGCAGGCAAGCUGGCCUCUCGGGUUGAGUCCAAACGCGCGAGCAGCAGACGGUGCUUGGCUGCUAUCUUCUCCCCUGACCUGCUGCUGCUGCUGGCCCCGGAAUCAGCAGGAGAAGCAGAAGCAGCAGCAGCAGCAGGAGCAGCACCAGCAGCAGUUGCAGCAAAAUUGGAACCUGCUGCAGCCUUACCAGCAGAAGGAGCACUAGUGAAGAAUUCAGGGGGUGGGCUUUAUGUGGGAUGGCUGGAGGUGAUAAACCAGCUGCCCAUGGCAUGGGAUGCUGCGCGCCUGCUGCUGCCUGCAGUGUGCCGUGCUGUGAUGCGAGAAACUCACACCCCCACGAUUCUUGCCUACAUAUCUUACCUGCACUUCUGGUACCGCCAGCAGCAGAGCAACCAAGCUUGCAGGCAGCAACAGGGAGAGGCGACGAGUGUUGGCAGUGGGGAGGUGGAGGAGAAGCGAGGGGAUCGGAAGGUGGGGGUGAGUGAAAAGAUGGGGGAGGAGGAGGUGCGCGAGAAGGGAGAAGAGGAGGAGAAAGGGAAGGGGGGAGAGGAGGGAAAAGAGGAGGGAGAGGAGGGAAAAGAGGAAGUAGAGAGAAAAGAGAAGGGAGAGGAGGAAAACGAGAAGGGAGAAAGUGAGGGAAAGGAGAAGGGAGGGGGUGCGAAAGGAGGGGAGGAGGGAGGGGAUGGUGGAAGAGAGGAGAAAGGAGGGGAGGAGGUGGACGAAGAGCAUGAGCGUGAGAAGGAGAGUGCGAAGGAGAGUGAGAAGGAGAGUGCGAAGGAGAGUGAGAAGGAGAGUGCGAAGGAGAGUGAGAAGGAGGGUGAGAAGGAGGGUGAGAAGGAGAGUGCGAAGGAGAGUGAGAAGGAGGGUGAGAAGGAGAGUGAGAAGGAGAGUGAGAAGGAGGGUGAGAAGGAGGGUGAGAAGGAGGGUGAGAAGGAGGGUGAGGAGGGUGAGGAGGAAGGUGAGAAGGAAGGUGAGGGGGCGAAGCAGCGGGUAGGCACAAGGGUUGAGGAGCAAGCAACCACCCAACCACCAGCUGCUCGUGCUCCGCUCGUUGCCACCCCUCCCCCCGUCUCGUCACCUUUUGAGGCGCCUCAAAAGAAAGCAACCACCCAACCACCAGCUGCUCGUGCUCCCCAUGGGGGAAGGGCAAGGGAGAAGGGUGGAGAAGGGGGAAGGGCAGAAGGGGCGGAAGAGAAUGCAGUGGGUGUGAUGGGGGGAAGAGAUGGCGGAAGGAGAGAGGACGAAGAUGUGGAGAUGGCAGAUGCUGGGGGUGAGGGAAGUGAGGGCGAUGUUGGGGAGAUGGGUGAAAGGAGCAUAAAAGGAGGAGGAGGCGAAGAGGGAAAGCAGAGGGCGGGGGAGGAGUUGGGGGGUAAGGGGAAGAAGGUGCAGAGUGAGGGGGAAGGGGAGAACGGGGAGGAGGAGGGGAAGGGGGGAACAAAAGGGGAAGAUGGGGGGAAAGAGGAGGAGGAAGGGGAAGAGGCUUUAGAACGCCCUCCCUGGUCGCCUGUGGGGAGCCAUGGGGAGGAUGGGGUUGAAGGGGGGAAUGGGGGGGAUGAGGGGGAAGAGAUGGAGGAAGGAGAGAGGGAAGGUGGGCAGGAGACGGGGGAGAAGAGGGAUGGGGAGGGUGGGGUGGGAGAUGGAGCAGAGGCAAUGAAAGUGGAAGGAGAGGCAGAAGGGGGAGGUGGGGAUGGUGGGGAUGGUGGGGGCAGUGAGGAUAAGGAGGCUCUGGAGGGAGGGAUUUCAGGGGGGAUGAGGGAGGAGAUGAGGGAUGGGAUGGGGAAGGAUAUGGGAACGGGGAUGGGAGCGGGGGUAUGGGGGCGGAUAAGGGAGGGAAGGAGGGCUGACGGUGAGGAGAGGGUUCUCUUCGCCCCCGCUGCUGCUGCGCUCACAGACGGCACAGAUGCAUCUGCUGCACUCCGUCCUGCCACUCCUGGGCUUGUCCUUGUUCCCCUGGUGGUGGUGCGGGCAGACGGCACAGAUGCAUCUGCUGCACUCCGUCCUGCCACUCCUGGGCUUGUCCUUGUUCCCCUGGUGGUGGUGCGGGCAGCUGUGGACGUGCUCUUGCUGCUCUCCUCCCUCCCUGCUCUCUCAUUACCCCCCACCACAACAACGGCUCUCCCUGCUCCUCCUGCUGCUCCCAGCACGAGUGCUAACGCUCCUGCUCUGCCUCUCGCCUCCGACGCUGCAAUGCUGCCAGGUGCAGUGCUGCAAGCAAGGAGCGCGUAUCAAUGGCUCAACCGACUGCUCUUCUUGGAUCCUAUCACUCCCGCCUCUGCUCUUGCUGCUGCUGCUGCUGCUGCUGCUGCUGCUGCUGCUGCUGCUGCUGCUGCUGCUGCUGCUGCUGCUUUGCCUCCGUCUGUAGCAACUGCAGCAGCAGCUUCAGCCUACUGCUCUGAGGAAGGGGAGAUGGCGGAGCGAGGGGAGGAGAUGGUGGGAAUAGGAGAGGAGGUGUGCCUUGUAACGAAGGAGCAGGUGCUGCUGCUUGGUGAAGGAUGGGGAGUGGAGGGGCAAGAUGGUCGGGAUAAAGUGGGCGAAGGAGAUGGUAUCGGUGGAGCAGGAGGACGAGAUGGGAACCAGGCCCGGCACUGGGAGGGAAGGAAGCUGGGGGAAGGAGGAGAGUGGAGCCGGUGUGUUGGCCUGGGAGGCUUGAUGGGGGUGUUGGAAAGCAUAGUAGGGCUGGAGGAGGGGGAUGAUGGGGAAAGGGCUGAAGAGGAAAAAGGGUUUGAAGUCGCAGCAGCAGGCGAGACGAGUGGGGCGGAUGGGAGGGAGGCGGAAGCAGUGGGCAGUGGGGAAGAGGAGAAGCGUGGACAGCACAAGCAGGGCCACGCAGGGCAGUUGGGGCAGGAGGAGCAGGAGGAGCAGGAGGAGGAGACAGCAGAGCAAGAUAACUUGCAGCGAGGCAAGGCGAAUGGCACGCUCCCAACAGCAGAGGACGAGGCGAAGGCUGUAGCUGCUCUGGAAGCACUACUGCUGCUCGACCCCUCCGCUUCCCACCCCAGCUUCCGCUCCUUCCUCUCUCUCACCCACAAGGAUGUGAGGGGGUUGGAAGGUGGGGAUGAGGUGUGGAGUGUGUGGGCUGUUCGGGAGUCGGCGCAAGCAGCUCUCGGGUUCAUUGCAAGUGCUCUAGAGAGAGGUGGGAGUUGUGAUGAUCAAAUCAGCGAGAUUGCUACGGUGCGAUCUCAGCCGUCCGUUUUCGUUUUGACAAUUAAGGAAGCAGCGGGGCUCGCUCAGAUGGCUGCCACUGAGCUGGCAGCUUCUGAUUGGCUGACUGGGCAUGCCGUCUGUCAAAAGGAGGCGCCAAAGCAGCAAGCAGGGGGAAGCAGUGGAGAUGGAGGAGGAAUGUGGGGAGUGUGGAGAGGUGUGGGCUUUAGAGAGGGGGAAGGGGAGGUGGAGGAGGAGAGGGAGCAGGAGGAGGAGAGGAGGCGAGCGGAUGAAAGGGAGGUGGUGCUGGUGCAGGUGUUGACAAGAGUAGGUGUCGACUCACUCAGCAGCAGCACAACCACCGGCAGCACAAACAAGACCAGCGUUUCAUGGCAGAAGCUGCAUGGAAGCUUCUCGCAGGCCUCUACUGCACAGCGCCAGACGCACUUUCCAGGCACCUUCCUGAGCCGCGGGCCGGUUGGAAGGGACGUGUGGCCUCCCGACCUCAUUCCUCUGGUGACCUGUUCGUCUCAGUCACUCAAGUCAGCAGCAGUCAACGCCUUCUCAUCCGCCCUCGUGCUGCUCUCAGCCAUCCAACCCUCACUGCUCGCACUCUACAAUGGUCCCUCCCCCUCCACCACCACCACCACUGCCACCACCACUGCCACCGCCGGCGCCACCAGCAGCAGCAGCAGCGAUGUAUUGGCAGUGUGUGUGCAGCCAUACUUGGACCUGCUGCUGACGCUGAGACUAAGAGACAAGCCCACUGUGGUGAGACUCGUGGCGCAGCUCUCUGACUUUCUCCUCCGCUGCUGCUCCCACUCUGCGGCUGCUGACAUGCAUGCACACGUGCACAUGGGUAUGCAUGCGUCACAUGGUGCCAUGCAUGCACAAGCGCACACGGCUCCACAUGGUCCCAUGCGUGCUGACACUCAGACGCAUGAGACAGGCACAACAAAUAUCUCGCAACAAGCAGGCUCCCAACUCAGGAGCCUAGAGCUAGUGCGGGCACACAGGGGCGGGGCGUUGACGCACGCAGCAAAGCACUUUGGCAAGGUGAAGAAGCUGAAGCUGCUGCUGGCAACGCUGGAUGCUGGAGGCAAACCCACUGUGGAAGGAGAAGGUGCAGGAGAGGAAGGGGACCAGUCGCUGGGGAAAUG